AGAUGCCACUCCAUAAGGACACUAACAAGAUGAAGGUAGUCCAUCCAGUAGUAAGUAGGAUUAUGUCUGAGCAGCAGAUAAACAAUUCAUUCCAGAAACAAACAGUGCUUUUUUAACUUUGUCAGUCACGUCAUUUCUUCUGCCCCUUCCUAAUUCUUCAGUUCAUUACUACACAGUGGCUUAACUGAUCUCUGUAACCUACAGUGGUUUGCUCUUCUGUAAAAUAUAUAAUAAAUCUGAAGUCUAAUAAUAUUUGAAAAGUGUUUUUGGAAUUGAUAACAGCAAGAUUAAACUAUCACUAUUAAAGGAUUUCCAAAAGAAAAAAAAUGUGCAUGACCAUGCUUUUUAAAAUUGGACUACUUUUUGUCAUCUUUUUCUUUACUCAUCUUUAUGGAAGCAGAGAUACUGAGAAGAUUCAUGAUAAUGGAAAAAUGGUCAGCAACAACAUUCACCUUGAAGAAUCUCAGUUAAAAGAUGCAACAGAUAUUCUGAAGUCCAUUAAACAGCCAUCAGCCAUAAAGAAAAUAUUUGAACAGGGAAAACACAGAACGAAAAGAUCCACUUUUUUGUCAACAGGAGUAAAGAUCUGUCCACAAGAAUCAGUGAAACAAAUCAUAGCUGGCCAUCAAGCCUAUUACAAACUACGAGUUUGCCAGGAAGCCAUUUGGGAAGCAUUCCGGGUUUUUCUGGACAGAAUCCCUGAAAAUGCAGAAUACCAGAUUUGGGUCACUACAUGCCAAAAGGAAUUUCUCACCAUUUCCGAUAUUGCAAAAAACUUCAGCAUGUCUCAAGAGCAUCUUGAUAUGGUUAAAAGGAGAGUGCAGAUGAGGGAUGAGAAACUACACGAAUGGGGUGUCAUGAUUGCUGGAAAGCCUGUAAUUCUGCCAGUAACUGAAAAAGUCCCAGAUUCUGCAACAGGGUCACAUCCAAAUGGCAUGUUGCCUAAUGAAGUAGAAGGUGACCAAAAAGAACCAGAAAAGGAAUUGGAUCAUACAAAUGAAUUGCCAGAGCAAUUAAUAGAGCACGUUGUAGAGUUCAGCAUUACACUCACCAACCAAGGCUACAUUGAGCAGCUGAGCAAUCCUGAUAUUCCAAGAUACAAAGAACUGGCCGGAAGAUUUCACAAUCAGAUGUUGCACCUUUUUGACGAUCUUCCUGGAUUUAGAGAACUUCGAGUAUUAGGAUUUAGGUCUGGCAGCGUUUCUGUACGUUAUGCUGUGGUGUUUGAGGACAAAUUACAGAAUUCCAAUAAAAUAGAUGAUGCAGACUUGGAUAUUGGUAAUAAACUUGAACGUGAUGAAGAUGCUUUUGACCCUGAUGUGAAGCAGCAGGGAAAGCCAGGAAGUUCCUCGUAUAUGGCUAACCUGGAAGAGAUGGUGGUCAAGGUCUUGAGUAAUAAUAAGAAGCUGGUGCCUAUGGAUCUUAACACACUUAGAUUUCAGAAAGAUGACACAAAUCAGCAGAGAGCAACUUUGGCACCCAUGACUUCUGAGGCCACUGCAAGUGAUCCCAGUCUUGGAAAUGCACUAGCUGAUUCUUCGGAAAUUCCUUCUGUUGACAGCCAGCUGCCCGAAGUAGACUAUUUUCCUAACCUUUCAGGUCAAGAGAUUACUUAUGAAGAAAGUGAACUGAAUUCUACGUUGAAGUCCACAGUAAAAGUCACAGAGAGCACGACAACAGACAUUUUAUUAGCAGAGCCUUUUCAGAGUGCCAUGCCAUCAGCAUCAAGCAAAGUACCAGAAUGGGCAGAUAUAAAAGAGUCUAAAGAAGAGCAGCCAACUAGCGCGUUUCCCGAAUCUGUAAAAUACAUACUGCCAUCACAUAACUCAGAUGGCAGCGAUACUUCCAAGGAAUCAGUGUCUAAACGUAACACAGAAAUAGAUACUGCAACAUACAGUCUAGGCCCUCCUCAGAAAAGCAUAACAGAUCAGUUAGAGGUAUUUGAUGAGACAAAAGAUUUAUCAUCCUGGCUGUCUGUCACUGCUCUUCCUGCUGUUACCCAGGAGCCACCUACCAAAUUGGUGGAUUUUUUCCCACAAGGAAGUGAUACCAGCAGCUCUAACAUUAAUGAGGAAAAUGGUGCAGCCAAUAUAGACUUUCAGGGUGAAGAAGUCAUAAAAGUGGUAUCCGAAACUAGUUAUGUUACUUCAGAACGACACACUCUUUCUAAAGAAACUGAUGCCAUCAUUACAGACGAUUUGGAAUCAUCUGGAUUUACUGAAGACCCUGGAUUGUUGCAGACUGAAGACAGCAGGGAAAAUGUACUUUCAUUUACUGAUGUUUCUAUAAUGCCAACAACUCACAGCCUACAAACAGACCUACUUCAUAAGCAAGACUUAGGUGCUAAUUCUGUUUCUCAUACCGAAACCAUUCACAUCACAUCUCCUAUUUUUGUGCCUUCAUCAUCAGCUAUUGGACAUACUGUAAUAAAUAUGGAGCCAACUGACUUAUGGAUAGAUGAAGGCAAUGUUAUAACAAUAACUCCAAUUAGCAAUGAAUUAUUGUCUAGUGAACUUGCCACUCAGUCUCCUGCAUUACAAACAGAUUCUCUGGUUUCACCCGAAUACAAUCUGACUUUGAAAAUUCCAGAUGCCAUUGAAGAAACUACUGAGCCUUUUUUCCAUGAUGUGACCACAAUUAUGAAAAAUGUCCUUCCUGAUGAUGGUUCUGUUGUGUUUACACCUUCCUCUACAGAAUAUCCAAAGCCAGUAACUUACGUUGAACCAACUGUAUUUAAUAUGAAUCAUGAGUUAGAAAUUGCAACAGACGCAAAGCUUAUUACUGAUGCAUUUGAGGAUGUUGAUUUUGAGAGAACAGAAAGAAUCUAUGAUCUAGACAGUAGCACUGGAUUCUCAUCUUUCACUCAGGACCGUCCUUUUGAAACCACUCCUUCUACACUAAAGUAUCUGACAACUCCUUCUAUGACCACAACAAAUAAGGGUAAGGAGCUGGUAGUGUUCUUCAGCCUGAGGGUAACAAAUAUGAUGUUUUCAGAAGAUCUCUUCAACAAGAGCUCCCCUGAAUACAAAUCCUUGGAAAACACAUUCCUUCAAGUGCUUCUGCCAUAUCUGCAGUCAAAUCUAACAGGAUUUAAACAGCUGGAAAUUAUAAACUUCAGGAAUGGAAGUGUAAUAGUUAAUAGCAAAAUGAAAUUUGCCAAGUCUGUGCCAUAUAACAUCACACAUGCUGUACAUUGUGUUUUGGAAGAUUUCUGCAGUACAGAAGCCAAGCAUCAUCACAUUGAAAUUGAUAGCCAGUCACUGGACAUAGAGCCAGGCGAUCAAGCAGAUCCAUGCAAGUUUUUGGCAUGCAAUGAGUUUUCAGGAUGCGUUGUGAACCGCCGUACAAUGGAAGCAGAAUGCGUGUGCGAUCCUGGCUACAUCAGCAUUGAUGGACUGCCAUGUCAAAGCAUUUGCAAUCUGCAGACAAACUACUGUCAUAAUGGCGGGCAGUGUGAAAUCGUUCCAGGUCAAGGAGCAGUUUGCAGAUGUCCUCUAGGUAAACAUUGGCUGUAUCAUGGUGACCACUGCGCCGAAUUUUCCUCAAAGCCAAUAAAGCCUUCUGUUUAUGUAGCUACAGUUAUCGGUUGCCUCAUGCUAGUGUCUGCGGUGCUAGGUGUCUUGGUUUUGAUAAACAAGAAAUUUAUUCAGACAAGAAAGCGAGUGAACCUGGUACCCUCUAAGAGCUCUUAUACACUUGAGAGCACUGUGCAGCGAAAUCCAGUUUUUGAAAAUGAGGACGCUGCUCCCUCCACGCAUGCUGCCAGCAUGCAUUGCCCUCCACGUGUUGAGGCUGAUGAGCAAGAAACAUUAGACACAAUCGAACCCAUGCCCCUCAGUGUAGAGAUACCCAGCCAUCAAUAUGCAACCUGGCCCGGCAAGUUAGAUUCAGAAAAGAUGGAUUUGCUGUACUGCCCUUUACAUAGCAAGGAUAAUCAUCUGUCAAAGUUUGGGAGAUGCAGAACAUCCAGUUGGCCACAAAAAAGUGACACAGAUCAUGAGUUAUAUGAACUGACUAUACUGUGAGGACAUUUUCCAUGAAGGGGAAAGAGUGGCGCAGAUUGUAAAUAUUGUCCCUUGUCUUUCACAAUUGUCAAUUUGUAUUUAUUUUUCUUUGUAGUUUUAUCCUUUAAAAUGGAAACUUAAUGAGGUUAAAGCUAUGACCUGGAGGAGAACUGUUUUGCAACGUGUAUGGUAAAGAGAAAGUUAUUGUUAAACAUAUUAGGUUUGUUUUAAUGAUUAAUCAAAUUUGGAAUUCCACGUAAUAUACUCGUACCUGAAAAUGAGCACAGGGUGAACACACUUCAGUAUCUUGUUUCCUCACAGUGAGGCAAUGAUUUUGGAGCUUGUGAUUCCUAGGAAUGUUAAUAUUUCCAAUAAGGUCUCCCUCUACUGUCCUCUGAAUCUCAAGUAGCCUUUCUUUUGUUUAUUUUUUAUGAAUCCCUAAUUCUUCAAAUGUGCAACUAUUUGUCUCCAGAAUUUUUAGUUAAAUUAGUGUGUGCAUUUUUUAGGUGAUUUAUGUUUUAAAAAUGUUUGUUCUUAAAUGCAGAGAAACAAAUGAAAUGCUAUUGUAUUAAAGCUGUUAAAUAUAUUUACAUAAAUUGUCAGUUUAUUUUAUUUAUUAUGUACAUAAUGAAAUGAAAUAACGAACAGCUGAAAGAUAUGGGCCUGCAUGGUGAAUCCUAUUCUAUAUGUAUAAUUAUUUGUUUUGAAAAAAAUAAACAAAUAAAAGAAAUUGUUUUAUGUAAGAUAAA
Molecule: messenger RNA, 4753 nt
Organism: Erpetoichthys calabaricus (reedfish)
Lineage: Eukaryota; Metazoa; Chordata; Cladistia; Polypteriformes; Polypteridae
Product: interphotoreceptor matrix proteoglycan 1
Exons: 18
Coding region: 327-4025 (1232 amino acids)
Biological process (GO): visual perception
Source: RefSeq, a predicted model, not a curated record